AUGUUCAUCGCCAAAAUCCCCUACCGAGCGUCGUUCGGUCGUGCCUUGGAUGCUUUGUGGUCGACGACACGCAGAUCAGAAGCAAUCGUACGUUCGCACGGGCAGCGCUCACCAAUGCGAGCUUCGUCGAGCGCGGGCCGGCCAGAGCCGGACGAGACGCUCUUACCAGAAGAAGACUUUUCAACGCACAAAUUUCCAGCAUUGGGUCUAGACGGGGUGUAUGCGUCCAAACGGGCACGCGCAGAGUCGCGCGCGGAGUUGAAAGAUGCGGAGAAGGCGAAACACUUGAGAAUACAGCGUUACUCGGUCACGCGAUAUUUUGAAGAAAACUGGAGCGGUAAUGGUGCUCCAUGCGCAAGCUCAGACGAAUGCACACCUCUCCAUUCGAGUCAGGAGGCCGACGCACAGCAACGGCAAGGCAGCACUCCUCGCCAGCGACGAGGCCGGACAGUCAGAAUCGACGCUGUGCCCUUUGGACAAGUCACGUUGCAUCUAAACAGGUUUGCGCGCGGAGGCGACGGCAUGGAGAAAGAUCGAGAGUAUCCUAGCUACCUUCCUUGGCCUCCCGACAUUGCGUGGGCUACUGGAAAGCUGAUGAGACAGUACGAAGCUUUCAAGAGGGCCAGAGAGGGAAAAGAUGUGAAUGAUUCGCCUCUACUUAGACUCAUCGUCAUCACGACUAUCAAGGAAUUCGGCAGAUUGGCGACAGUGAGACGUAGAGGACGAGUGCGGGUGUAUCGUGCUGUUUGGACAGCUGCCAGGGAUAUGGAUGCUGCAGAUACAAGGUGUCUGGACGGCGCUCUUUUGGUCAUCCGGCCCCGUGCCAUCUGCGCUGAACGUCAUCGUCCAUCCGCGCCUCCUCCCACACUUCAAGAAGGAGAAGUACACAAGUCGAAGCGGGCAGCAGUGAGCAGUCAGAGUGACACCAAAGGCCGAUCCGAGACGGCUACGCGCUCGAGGGAGCAUGCGAUUCAUAUGGACGAUUUGGUCAGGAGCGCAUUGGAUCUGUUGAAGCGCUGCGUUGCAGAAUCUCAGACUCUCGAUGGCCGUGCAAAGCGAGGAGCUCUCGAAACGGCGCGCAGCAGCGCUUCGAGAGGAGGGAAAAGAGGCGCAUGA
Ceraceosorus guamensis is the source of this 1116-nucleotide messenger RNA. RefSeq lists its product as hypothetical. The record is from RefSeq and is a predicted model, not a curated record. Bases 1 to 1116 code for a protein of 371 amino acids. NCBI's taxonomy places the organism in Eukaryota, Fungi, Basidiomycota, Exobasidiomycetes, Ceraceosorales, Ceraceosoraceae. The transcript is spliced from 2 exons.